AUGUGUGCGUUGUUUCUCAAUUUCUCAUCCCAGCAGGAUUUCCAAGCACGCGUCGUCGUGCAGAAGGUUUCCCAGGCAUACGGCAGCUCGGAGCACCAUGAGAGGAGGCUUCAAGAUGCUGCCACAUGUGAGGAGGUUCACACAGCUGGCACUUGGGGCCCGAUGAGGAUCGGAUAUGAGAUGGUCGACAUCGAUUCAGUUCCAUCCGAUCUGGUGGAUUUGGUAAACCAGACCGUGAUGGCACGAGCUGUGGCUUACUGGUCUUCGGUGCUGCAGGUUCGUCAGGCCCAGAGCCCUCUCAAGAUGGACCGCAUCGGCACCGGCUGCUUCAAAUAUGGCUUCGACACGGACUGGCGCUGCAGCGGUAUGCGAAGUCCAACUUGCGGUUUAAUGACCAUUCCAGACAAGUACCUGCGAAGCAAGCGAGCCUGCCAAGAAGUAUGCGGACCGCGCUGCACUGGAAGCUGUGUGCAAGGAGGCAGCUGUGCUUGUGACGUCGACGAAUGGCUGGUGCAACAAGACAAUUACUGCUGCUACUUGACACCACAAGCUGGAUGUCCAAGCGACUGCUCGCUCGCGAACGCGACACAGGUGAGCAACGGCGCUUCUGGUGGCUUGGUUUGUGAGGGGGCUUGUGUUGAUGCACCAGAAGGUGAAGGAGCCGCGGCUGAAGAUCUCCACGUAUUUGUGAAGAUUGAAGAUUCAGCGGAGUGCCAAAGUUCGGCUACUCUGCUGGCUUAUGCCAUUUCCUGCGGUGUUGACCAGUGUGACCGUCCUGUGUUUGGGUUUAUCAACUUCUGCCCAUCACAGCUGUCCACAUCGCCCGAUGACCUGAGCGGAAUGAUUUCCACUGCCGUGCAUGAGUUGGCUCAUGUGCUCGUCUUCAGCAAUGAGCACUUCCGCAACUUCCGCAAUGCCGAUGGAACCCCAAUGAUUCCCAGGGAAGCUGAAGAUCCAAGGCUAUACCAAGACGAGGUUCGAUAUUCGUGCAGUGCGGACUCCUACCUCUGGAAUGAUACAAGCGGCGGCCGCAGGUACGUGGAUCUUAGUCCCGAUAUCCUUGACACAUUCGACGAGCGGGGCUACAGCUGCCAGUGCCCGAUCGGCACGCCAAGCCUCAAUCCAGGAUGCUUCUACCCUGCUGGUGCACCGUAUCUGCAGAUGCCAAGCUGCGUGGUGCGACUGAAGACACCGACUGUGCUCCGCGAGGUCAGGGACUUCUUUGAUUGUCCGACACUCGCUGGUGCAGAGCUGGAGAACCAAGAAGGCAGCGGUUGCAACAUCAUUAACAGUCACUGGGAGCAGAGGGUUUUCACUUCCGAGCUGAUGGCGCCCGCGUCUUCGGAGCACUUGAUUGACACCUACGUUUCCCGAGUCAGCUUAGCCGUGUUCCAAGACUCUGGCUGGUACAAUGCUAACCUCUCCGCUGCUGAUCCCCUGGUUCCCGGCGUCCACUGGGGCUACAAGCAGGGCUGCAAUUUUGCAACGGCAAAGUGUGUUGAUGGAGGGACACCCGUUUCCUCUCACUUUUGCAGCAGUUCCGCAGAUGUAUCGUGUUCGUUGGACAGGAAAUCCGUUCUGGGUUGCGACAUUCUGCUUCUGGAUUCAGUUCCGCCAGUAUACCAGUACACGCCUGACAACGGCCUGGGCCGUUUGGCCGCAGCUGAUUACUGCCCGCACUAUGCCGUGCGUUACGUGAAUCGUGUCUGCGCCAGCAAUGAAUCAGUCACCGUGCCAUACGGAAAUGUCAACUUCAUGAAGGAAGUCUUCUCGGCGGAAAGCCGGUGCUUCAUGAGCACACUACACCAGGAUGUUCCAGCUGACGACGGAGGGACCUUCGUGGCGUCGCCAGAUGAUUUUGUCAACGAGAGGCCGGUCUGCUACAAAGUGGCCUGUGCCGACGGAGGGCAAAGUUAUCAGCUCCAGGUGGCUGACCAGACAGACCCGACAGCCUUUCUGUCGGUUGGAAGCUGCACGAGCGAAGGUCAGAAGCUGACACUGGCCGGUGCAGGUGGCACAAUCACUUGCGCAUCACCGGCUCAAGUUUGCAGUGAUUUGUCGUCGCGACAUGUUCUCGGAGAUGAGUGGAAGCAUGCGCCGGCACAAGAAACCAGCACUACGGCGACAAGCACUACUCGUAGCACUGCAACCGUGACGAGCACGACGGCUUCCACCACCACACACUCAGGUGCGACUCGUACUUCGACGUCCACGAUAAAGGGCACCUCCUCCAAGAUUGCGGGAACGAUCACCACAACCGGCUCUACACUUACAUCAACUUCUGUGGCCUUCGAUUCGGACGAAUUACCAGUAGCUGCGGCCGGGCGCCCCGCCGGAAUGAUGGCAGCUGUGCUGAUCACAUCAGCUCUGUGCAUGUAA
This is a messenger RNA of Symbiodinium sp. CCMP2456, 2379 nucleotides long. Lineage: Eukaryota; Dinophyceae; Suessiales; Symbiodiniaceae. The record is from the annotation of a GenBank genome assembly.